Amblyraja radiata (thorny skate) is the source of this 2783-nucleotide messenger RNA. It is a transcript of the gene vti1a, whose product is annotated as vesicle transport through interaction with t-SNAREs 1A. The transcript has 9 exons. Gene Ontology annotation, molecular function: SNAP receptor activity; SNARE binding. NCBI's taxonomy places the organism in Eukaryota, Metazoa, Chordata, Chondrichthyes, Rajiformes, Rajidae. Gene Ontology annotation, cellular component: Golgi apparatus; SNARE complex; ER to Golgi transport vesicle membrane. The coding region runs from base 28 to 618 and encodes 196 amino acids. Gene Ontology annotation, biological process: intracellular protein transport; intra-Golgi vesicle-mediated transport; vesicle fusion with Golgi apparatus. The record is from RefSeq and is a predicted model, not a curated record.
CAGUCACAGUCACAACCCCCGCUGAACAUGUCCUCGGAUUUCGAGGUGUACGAGCAGGAUUUCGGGACCUUGACGGCCGACAUCACCAAUAAAGUGGGGAGGAUACCGAAGUUAUCUGGAGAUGACAAGAAAGGUAUGGUUACAAAUGUGGAAAAGCAAAUGGAAGAAGCUCGGGAACUGCUCGAACAAAUGGAUCUUGAGGUGCGUGAGAUACCACUGCAGAGCCGUGGCCUGUUGAGCACUCGAAUGAAGAGUUACAAGCAAGAACUGACAAAGCUUGAUAAUGACUUUAAAAGGUCACGGAUCGCCUACAGUGAUGAGGUAAACCUGCGAAAUGAGCUCCUAGGGGAUGAUGGGAAUACCACCGAGAACCAGUUGAUAAAAUUGCGUGAAGAGAGAGCAUGCCUGUUGGAUAAUACAGAGCGGUUGGAAAGGUCAACACGGAGACUGGAGGCUGGAUAUCAACUGACCGUUGAAACUGAACAAAUUGGACAGGAGAUUCUGGAGAACCUCCAUCAUGACAAAGAAAAGAUUCAACGAGCUCGGGAAAGACUGCGUGAAACUGAUACAAACCUUGGUAAGAGCUCCAGGAUCUUGACAGGAAUGUUGCGAAGGUAAGGUCAAGGAUCAUCCAGAAUCGGAUCGUCGUGUUUAUCCUGGGCGCCAUCAUUCUCCUCUCCAUUGUGCUGGCCAUUUAUUUUGCUGUCAGAGGCCACUGAUACGUCUCUAUUCUUCUGUGAUUAAUAACGACAAACUGCUUGUUCAGUGUAAUUAGGACAAAUUGGUCACAUGAAUCAUCUUCUUGCACUGACAGAUUCUUCUCCACUGGCUCAAACAGUGUAAAAAAAAAUUUUUUUUUUGUAUCAUUGUUUGCUUGUUUCUUCUUGUUCUUGAGAAAGUGACUUGGAUUUUUAGUGAAACUGGGAUCGUGUGGACUUCUUGAUUGUUCAGCGCUGGAAGAAGGGGGGGGGGGGGGGAGUAGAAUCAUUUUAAGUCUUGUGAUGGGGUUGUAUGUUGGUGCACUACAAGCCUUUGUAUAUGUGUGUAAGAUCUGCCAACAGCUUGCAGGUUAUAUCUACAGAGGAUAAAUGAUGGGGAACUGUGGUUAGCUGUGAAAAAAAAUAUACACAGUGACGCACUGACAUGCACAGCUUCCAGGUCCAAAGGACAAGUGGAUUGCCUAUUUCCUGUCUUCACAUUGGUUUAGGUUUUAGAUACAUACCUAAUUAAUUAUUGUGACACUCCCUCUUUCACAAAUGCAUCAUGUAACAUUAUGGAAAUUACACUCAAGUGCAAAAUAAAUAACUGGAAAUAAAUGGCUAACCUAUGGGCUUUACUUGCAAUACUGAUAAUGUGAAAAAUAAUUAAAAGAUGCAAAGCAAGAAUUUAACUAAAUUAGAUCUUGAAGGCUCCUGCUACAGUUUUAAACGCCGCAUGUAAUGUCAGAGAACGGAGAGCAUGCCUGACGUCAGUCCACAGCAAUAUGAUGAGGAGUAUUUGAUAUUCUGUUUAAGGCAGGCUGAAUUGUCUUAUUUUGGAACUGACUUGGUGGGGGGCUUUCUUUGCUUUUGCUUCAGAGCUGAGAGCUUCAAAGACAGAAAUUAACAGUGAACAAAAUUGUGCAGAUCUGACCGUCCCCAUGUGGGUAGAACCCACUGAGGUUAUCAUUAUCUUAAAUUCUACCAAUUCCGCAAACCUCAUCAGAUAAUGACCUCUAUAGUUUUUCAUUACCAUGGCAGCACAGAUUGUCUAGCCCACUGUAAAAAAAAAAUUGCUCUCUUCACUAUACAUUUUUUUCUCUUUUUUUUAAACCUGUCAGAUCAUUUCAGUAUUUCAAACCUGAAGAAAACAGCCUGCCUGGAAAUGUAUUUGAAGUUGUAAUAGUGUCAAAAAGUCACAGUUGACUGACAGAUGUCAGUCCCAGUGGACCUCAUUAAAUCAUAAAAACUUGACAAGGAAAUAAUUGUGCAUCACCAACAACCUGGCUACUGUUUAAACAUUUUAUUUUGUUUCAUUAUUAGGAUCAACUAUUUUGUUCAUUAAGAAAUUGCAUUAAACAACAGUUUUGUGGCUAAUGAUCUGUUCUGGGCUUAUGUCUGUUUUCUUUAAACAUCAGCUGCGUCAUGUGGUUUCUUUGCAGCCGUGCUAUCAUCUGGCAGAAAUCCACCACUCAGAGCUGCGGGUGCCAUUGGAAUAUAAAAUGGAUUAUUCAUUACCAACCUCCUUGUGACUUAUUUGGUUUCAUGUAGUGGUUGAGGGUUUCGCUGUCUUCCGCAGAGAAGAUGAAAACUUGUCAAAAAUAGGUUAUAUCUUAUUCUCGGGGCAACAAAAUCAGUGGGUACACACAUGCUUCAAUGUUUAAUGAAUGCAGAUUUUAACCCCUUUACAUGACUUUGACUGUGAGCUCCGCAUUGACAAUGAAACCUCACUUUAAGAAAGAACUGAUAGUUAAUUGGCAACCUGGAAGUGUGUCAUGAUUUAUAAAUUACUGCUAACUUUAGGUUAUAUUUUCUAAUAAUGAGAUAUUUCAAAUAAAUAUACAUAUUCAUGCAUUCACAUUUUGCACACAUUACAGAAAGUAAGCUUAAUUAUGUGUGAAUUUUGCUGUUAUUGUAAUGACCAUUUGCAGUAGAAUGUUUUCUGCUCAUUUAUUUAUUUAAUUGAUUCUGUAUAAAGAGCUAUGGCAUCCACCUUUAUGUUUGCUUUCUCCUUGUGGCUGUAGAUUAGGUAUGGAAUAUGUAUGUUAUUUAAUAUAUCAAUUACACUAUUACAUUCCAAAGGAA